Mycena indigotica is the source of this 1644-nucleotide messenger RNA. RefSeq lists its product as uncharacterized. The transcript has 9 exons. Lineage: Eukaryota; Fungi; Basidiomycota; Agaricomycetes; Agaricales; Mycenaceae. The record is from RefSeq and is a predicted model, not a curated record. Gene Ontology annotation, biological process: transmembrane transport. Gene Ontology annotation, cellular component: membrane. Gene Ontology annotation, molecular function: transmembrane transporter activity. The coding region runs from base 25 to 1644 and encodes 539 amino acids.
GACAACCCUUGCUGCACGACAGCGAUGAGCAGCGCGACAGAGGCGACGCCGCUGCUUGUGGCGCCGACAGCGAAGCCCCGCGACUGGUUCAGCGCUUACCACCGCAUCCUGCUCGCGACGCUCUUGCUCUCGACGACAUUUUGGUUUACCUCCACGCCGGUCAUCUAUGUAUUCCGUGUCUUCAGCUGCCAAGAGUACUACGCCGACCCGUCACACCCGCCGUACGAAGGAACCGGUGACGCCUGUGCCUUGCCUGCUAUUGAGGCGACAACAUCCAGCGAUAUCGGUAUCAUGGGGCUAUUUACCUCGAUUAGUGGAACCCUCAAUCUGCUUUUGACGACGUGGCAAAUCCGGCAUUGGGGGCUCCGGUCAGCACUCAUCCAGCAGACGCUCUGGCCCGCAUUCAGAAACCUCUGCCAGAUAUAUGCGACGUUUGUCGGGGGGAGGACGGCGAUAACCAUAAUCCAGACAACACAGAUGAUCACGAUACUUGGUGGGGGACUGGGGUACAACCUCGCGGUCAACUCGUAUAUCACGGAGGUCGUCGAGGCAGAGGGGCGCACAGCAGCGUUCGGGGUAUUGGCGGGUAUGAACAUGCUGGGAACGGCCAUCGGCUUCAUUGGGGGUGGGCUUGCUGGCUCCCUCAUCAACAUAACGGCCCCAUUCCAGAUCACAUUCUGCCUCCUCGUUGGAAGCACAGUAUUCACCCGCCUAAUGCUCCCAUAUGUGGCGCCGACCACACAGUCGGAUGCAAAGACGCCGUCUAAGGGGAUUCUAUCCUCGUUCUCUGCACUGCUCGUUUUCCGUCCCGUGGCCUAUUUCACGCCAACGGGCACGAAGAAGUGGUACUACGGCCUCACGCUACUUGCGUUUGGCACAUUUGCCGGUGCAUUGGCGACAUCUUACGUCCCGCUCAUGCUCCAGCUGACUGCCACAAACCGCUACGACUAUGGGACCGCAGAGAACGGCUACCUCAUGGCCUCGCUGUCUCUCUCCCGCGCCUUGUUCCUCACGUUCGCAUUUCCCAAAAUAAUCAGUAGUGGUCGAAAAUGGUAUUCCUCGACCAACGACACCAAAACACCGCCCUCACCUGUUGCUCCGCUGAACGAGCCAGAGAUGGCUAUACCCGCUACUUUGGAGGGCGGGGAUGCACCACUUGUAGACGAUGCCGCGGCGCAUGUCGCGCCAGGCCCGACAGACCAGAUACAUGGCAGCAGAUUCGACCUGGUCUUCCUCCAGUGGUCGAUGGUUGUGGAUGCGGUGCUGACCGCGCUUGUCGCGUUGACGUCCCGCGCAUGGCACAUCAACCUCGCCGCCGUGGUUCUCCCCCUUGCAAGCGGGACCGCCCCCGCGUGUAAAGGCGUGCUGAUGGACAUGUUACCGACCGACUCCGCGUCGGAUGCGGAGGCCCUUGACGAAGGGACAGCGAAGGCUCGUGCUGCUGCCAGGCGGGCAGACGCGCUCGCGGGCAUUUCCAUCAUCGAGACAUUCUCGUGGAUCUCGACGGUGGCGAUAUUUGGCCAGCUUUUUGCCGUCCUGUCGGCGAUGGGCAGGCCAAACCUGGUGUUUUUCUGCAACUCGGGGCUGGCGGUGUUCGCAGCAGUGGUGCUGUUUGCAGUGCGCUUUCCGCCGGGGCGGAAGUAG